CCCAACCCUCUCUACCCCCCCUCCUAUCACUAUCCCUCUGAACUCUGAAGCAAAGUUCAAAAUCACCCAACCAAAACCCUACGUUCUACCUGCAACGGUUCUGCCGCAGUGCCGCCGCCGUCCGUGCUGUCGGCGCCUCCGCGUCCUCUCUUGUAGCCCAGGUCUUCUCUUGUAGCUCGUCGUGCUCCUUCCCCCUGUCCCCGUCCUUCCUGGCUUCUCUGUUCGAGGCUUGGAGCAGCUCGCCGCCGUGUCGCCGGUCGCCGUCCGUGUCUCCGUCGAAGUAAGGCAUGGGGAAGCAAGGAGGAGGAACUAAAAACCCGGCUUGUCAGCCUAACACUCCUGUAUCACUCAGGGAAGAAGCCACAGGAAAAAUACAUAAAAAGCCAAGAGCCACCACCAGGUCAUUAGUGGAGGUUGAGCACUUGGAAAAGAUUGCAGUUUGGGCCUCUCAUGAGGCUCAGAUACCGUCUUUAGGAGCUUUCUAUGGGCAGCGUUUGGCCACUGUUGCCGAGGCCAAUGGAAUAACGCCUGAUUCUUCUUUGAUAACUUGCCAUAGAUGUGAAACUGUUCUUCAUCCUGGCAUCAAUUCAACUGUGAGAAUUGAGAAGAAUAGAUCAAAGCACAGGGGCAAGCAUAAACACAGUCAAAACAAUGUAGUGUACAAGUGCCAUUUCUGUUUGCAUCACAAUGUGAAGAGGGGGACUCCUAAGGGACAUAUGAAAGGAUUAUGUUCAUCUAAAACCAAAACGUCAUCGGUAUCAACACCAGCAACAAAACCCAUUACACAUGAGUCUUCAAAAUCGGGGAAAGGCAUUAUAGGUGAAGACAACACCAAAGAAGCAGAUGCAUUUGCUUCAUCAGUUACAGAUAAAGAUGUCUCCGUUGUAGAUAGUCCAGCCACCCCAUCAAGUGUAAGUGCCACAACCUCAAAGAAAAGAAAGUCUAAGAAGACACUUGAAGCUUCGAGUGCGUCUGUUGAAUCAGAAGCAUCGAAAACUCAGGGCACAGCAAGCAAAAAACGGAAAAGAUCAUGGACUAGCUUAAAGAAACUUGUGCAGAGCAAUGACCACGACAACAGUGAUGAUGCUAAUUUGAAAAUCCCAUUCCUUUUAUAAGUAGGGAAGUUAUAAAUUUUGUUAUCGAGUUGGUUCUCUUGUUUGGAGGUCAUUAUUUCCUCUGCUAGAGUUGCACUUUCUAAUUGUUUUCUAUGGAUAUUAAUAGAUCUGCCAAUAGAUCUUUUUUUUAUUUUCCUUUUUUUUUUCUUCUCCGGCAGUGUACUUUGCCCGAGUGAGGAGCAAUAGUUUGAUAAUAGCUAUGAUAUUUUUGUAUCUUGAAGGUGAUUCUGAGUUCAAAAUAGACGGGAAAUUGGGGAAUAAAAUGGGAUGGCUAGGUUGUUGUUUUAAUGUUCACAAUGGAGAUGAAUUUUAUUUCUCUCUAA
Messenger RNA from Arachis duranensis, 1438 nucleotides. RefSeq lists its product as uncharacterized. Bases 288 to 1115 code for a protein of 275 amino acids. Gene Ontology annotation, biological process: RNA processing. NCBI's taxonomy places the organism in Eukaryota, Viridiplantae, Streptophyta, Magnoliopsida, Fabales, Fabaceae. The transcript is spliced from 3 exons. The record is from RefSeq and is a predicted model, not a curated record.